AUGGAUAGUCGAGCUGCAAGGCAUGUCCAGUUUCCCUGGUACUUGGAUCGAUCGAGAACCGGGUGCCGGAAGAAGAAUGAGCAGCAGCAGCAGAAGAAGAAGAACAAGAAGUGGGAAGUACGUGGUCCAAGCUGUCCGUGGCGGGUGGUUACUUUUCUCUUCUGUGGGGGGCACUACACGUGCGUAUCCGUCCUCGUACUCGGAUCGACCCUGCGUUGCUCGUGCUCAUGUUCGUGUGCAACCCAAUGCACACCACGUUCUCUCCCCCUCCCCCAAUGA
Bipolaris oryzae ATCC 44560 is the source of this 279-nucleotide messenger RNA. RefSeq lists its product as uncharacterized. The record is from RefSeq and is a predicted model, not a curated record. Bases 1 to 279 code for a protein of 92 amino acids. NCBI's taxonomy places the organism in Eukaryota, Fungi, Ascomycota, Dothideomycetes, Pleosporales, Pleosporaceae. The transcript is spliced from 2 exons.